Messenger RNA from Daucus carota subsp. sativus, 806 nucleotides. Its product is annotated as copper transporter 6. The transcript has a single exon. Gene Ontology annotation, biological process: copper ion transmembrane transport. Gene Ontology annotation, molecular function: copper ion transmembrane transporter activity. Lineage: Eukaryota; Viridiplantae; Streptophyta; Magnoliopsida; Apiales; Apiaceae. Gene Ontology annotation, cellular component: plasma membrane. Bases 122 to 571 code for a protein of 149 amino acids. The record is from RefSeq and is a predicted model, not a curated record.
ACGCCCUUGGUUUUCCCUCCCCUGUUUACACCAAACAAGUUUACAAAUGAUAAAUAAAUUUUACACAGCCUAACAAUUGUUUCUUGUUUUCUGUCCCAAUUUCGAAAAAUUUCUAGAGAAAAUGAUGGAAAUGUCAAUGCCUAUGUCGCCUCCUGGAUCGACGAACAUGACUCCUGGAUGGCCGAACAUGCAUCAUAUGACCAUGCACAUGAACUUCUACUGGGGAAAAGAUGUCCUCAUUCUUUUUCAAGGAUGGCCUAAGGACAAUCUUGGCAUGUACAUACUUGCUCUAGCUUUUGUGUUCUUUCUGUCUGCAGCUAUCGAGGUCUUGUCAAUUCCUCAUGCUGUUAAGCCAGGUUCGAGUCCAAUGAUUGGUUUGUUGAUCCAGGUGACUGUGUAUGCUGUGCGGAUGGCUCUUGCUUACUUGGUUAUGCUCUCUGUUAUGUCGUACAACCUUGGAAUAUUUAUUGUCGCGGUUGCAGGCCAUGGUGUUGGCUUCUUGUUGGUUAAGAUCCGAGCUCUUGCAGCAGCUGCAGCUGCUAAUCAGGCUGGUCCUGAUCCUAAAGUUUAAUAAACGUCAAGAUGUGACAUUUUCCUGCACUCUGAUUAAUGAGGCUUGAGCACUGGAUUCAACAAUUUUUCUUUUUAUCUGCUGUAUUUUUUGUUUAUGUUUACUGUUUAGGUAUGUCUUCUAACCUCGUUCCAAAAUUUUUUGUUAAAAAAACAGUUGUGUCCAAUAGUUUUUUUAGCUUCACUAUUUACUGAUAUGCUGUUAUCCAUGGCUAGUCACUAGCCAUCUUGCUUAA